CUUUCUGCCCGGACCAGCAAGAAGUCGGGAGUGCCUAUCAUUUCGGUAACCAGCCGGCACAUCAGCCGCUAAAACAGCCCUUAAAUCAGCCCUUAAAUCAGCCGUUAUCUCCGUGGAAACCAGCCUGUUGAUCCCAAGAUGCCCAAAAAGAAAACCGGUGCCCGGAAAAAGGCAGAGAGCCGUAAAGAGCGAGAGAAACAGAGCCGAGCCAACCGGGAUGUCGUCGAUGUGGCCAAACACCCCUGCAACGCCAACAUGGAAUGUGACAAAUGUCAGAGAAAACAGAGGAACAGAGCUUUCUGCUACUUCUGUAACUCAACGCAGAAGCUGCCUGUCUGCGCUCAGUGUGGCAAAACUAAGUGCAUGAAGUCAUCAGAUUGCGUCGUCAAACAUCCCGGGAUCCACAGCACCGGGAUGGCCAUGGUGGGGGCAGUAUGUGACUUCUGUGAAGCUUGGGUGUGCCACGGCAGGAAAUGUCUGAGCACUCAUGCAUGUGUGUGUCCUCUGACUGACGCAGACUGCAUUGAGUGUGAACGCAGUGUGUGGGAUCAUGGAGGGCGAAUCUUCCGCUGUUCCUUUUGUCAAAACUUCUUGUGUGAGGAUGAUCAGUUUGAGCACCAGGCAAGCUGCCAAGUCCUCCAGGCAGAAACAUACAAAUGUGUUUCCUGUAAUAGACUGGGACAGCACUCCUGCCUGCGCUGUAAGGCCUGUUACUGUGAUGACCAUGCCAAGAGUAAAGUCUUCAAACAGGAGAAAGGCAAAGCUCCGCCCUGCCCCAAGUGUGGUCACGAGACUCAGGAAACCAAAGACCUCAGCAUGUCUACUCGCACUUUGAAAUUCGGCCGACAAGCUGGUGGCGACGACGACGAAUACUACGACGGAGCAUCAGGGUAUGACGCCUACUGGAAGAACAUGGCGUCUGGAGGCGGCCAACAGGACGACUACGGAGAAGAUGACGAUUACGAGGAAGAUGAGGACGAUGAGGAGGAAGAGGAUGAUGAGGAGGAAGAUGAAGAUGAUGAAGAGGAGGAAGAAGAGGGUGAAGAGGAAAAGGCUGCUGUUUCUGUGGCUGGUCUCAAACUGGACGGAGCUGUGUGAGCGGAGACAGACUGGAAAGCUCAGUCCCACAGAUCCAAAUGAGCCUCAGCAUAUGUUCGCUUGUUACGAUGCAGGAAUGAAUACAGACAUCAAGAAUUAAAGAACACAGUCAGCAAAACUAAAAUUGGGUAUCAAUACCCGUCCAGAUACCCACACUGAUGUACUUACUCUGAGAAAUAUAAAUGCUUUUCUACAAAACCCACUAAAGCAGCAGCGCAAGGGCUACGAUAACAAUAUAAAUGUGAAAAAUAUGUAAAAUCUGACUCAGACAUUCACACACUCUGUUAAAUUGAGGUUUUGCAACCCAUCCCCCGGGUGACUUGGUUUCUGCUUUGUUAUUACAUUCAGAAAAUGAUUAAUGCACUAGAAGAUACCAGGGCCAGAAUUAGCUGUAAACCUCUUUAAUUCUCUUUAAUACGCACCAGUCGUUACAGGCCUCCUCCAUAUAACAGGAGAUAGCGCAGCAGUUAAGUAGCUGUCCCACCAGUAGUAUGUUGUAAUCAUCAGGAACAAUUUGUCAGCUUUGUCUCAGAGAUGAAUGAUUUCUGUCAGUUUGGUAUGACAAAUGGCUAUGAAUGCUACAAACUGAGAAGAAGCCUGUAAUACCUUUCUCCAUCAACAUGGAACAGGUUCCAUUAAGAGCAUUUCGACCAAGCAGCAACCUCCGAGGCUCAAAAAUGAAGCCAAUGUGGAAGUGCCAAAAAAUGCAGUUCAUCGAUUUGCCACUUAAGUCUGGCUCCAAAACAGAGGCAAUCCUCAUAGACCCCUCAUCUCUCACUUCUGGCUCCAAAAAACCAAGAUGGCAACAGCUGAAAUGUCAAACUCUUGGCUUUAAAACCAGGCCCCCAGGAAGAACGCAGGACUUUGAGGCCAAUUUUCCUUGUGGCAAAACAUUGUUGCAUCAUCACGUGAUGCCCUGUGGCCCAAAAAUCACUGGGUAUGUUUUUUUUAGCAUCACAACCCCUGUGAAAUUUACAGGACUUGCUGCGAUCAGUGUGAUGACAUUUAGAAAGUGCAGAAGAGCUGCAGAAUUUAAUAUUUUUAUCCCCAUUUCAUGUUAGUGGAUAGCUAAUCUGGAAGUUGUCCAAUCAGCCAGCAAAAGGUAGCCGCUCAGCUGUACAUGGCCGCAUUGCAGGUUUUAAAUAGUAAUGAUAAUAAUAAUAACUCUUGGGAUCCUCAUGAUUAAGUUUAUAUUGUUCCUUUAGUGCUUCACAUUCCCAAACAAAUUAGCUGUUAUUGAAACCACACACACCCACAAAGCCCAUGUGUGUGUUUGGUAAUGCAGCACUGAAUACAGUCUGAAAUAAAAAGUUGUAAUCAUGAUGUCUUUACGGUGUAAUAACUGUUUUUCUGCUGAGGAAUUCAUCUGCAUCUUAUUGUGGUAACUGACUGGGUUUAACCUGCUUCAGUGCAACACAAAGGUUGUCCAAACAACUUGACACAUUUGCCGUGAUCCUUGUAAUCAGCUGCAUUUGUGGAGAUAUGUUUGUGUUAAAUAUGCCAUUAAAUAAUAAAAAAUA
Molecule: messenger RNA, 2618 nt
Organism: Plectropomus leopardus (leopard coralgrouper)
Lineage: Eukaryota; Metazoa; Chordata; Actinopteri; Perciformes; Serranidae
Gene: noazfp
Product: nucleolar atypical zinc finger
Cellular component (GO): nucleus
Molecular function (GO): zinc ion binding
Source: RefSeq, a predicted model, not a curated record